Leptosia nina is the source of this 753-nucleotide messenger RNA. The record is from the annotation of a GenBank genome assembly. Lineage: Eukaryota; Metazoa; Arthropoda; Insecta; Lepidoptera; Pieridae.
AUGACCAGUCUACUUUUGCAGCGGCUAGUUCUACCUGUAAUAAAAUCAAGGAAUGUAGUACCUAACCUAUUUCAUAUGAACGAAGCGAUUCCUUGUACAAAUACAAGUAUAAGUUCAGUUCGGAACUAUGCCAAAAAUAAGGAUAGAGGUAAAGAUAAAAAAGGCAAAGGACAGAAAGUUGAAAUUAAUCCAACCAUGAUUGCAGAAUUAGUUGAUGUUAAUAAGUUAAAAAGUAAGUGCCAAGAAGCUAUUGAAAAAAUGCGGGAUGAUUUUGCAAAGAAUUUGUCUAUAAGGUCAACCACGGGAUCUAUAGAAUCUCUACCAGUCAAGUAUGAAGGUAAAGACUAUGAAUUGCAAGAGCUGGCUCAAAUAAUAAGAAAAAAUCCUAAAACUCUUGUGAUAGACUUUACAUCGUUCCCACAAGUUAUUCCUGAUGUUCUAAAAGCUAUCCAUAGUUCGGGAUUAAAUUUGAACCCUCAACAGGAUGGAACUAGAUUAUAUGUUCCAGUACCCAAAGUUACCAAAGAACACAGAGAGGCCUUGGCAAAAAAUGCAAAAGCAAUGUACAUCAAAUGCAGAGAUACUUUAAAAGACAUUCAAAAUGAAUUUAUUAAGAAAAGUAAAAAGCAGACAGGGGUUUCCGAGGACUUAAUUUUUAAUGUCACAAAACAAAUUACUGCCUUAUCUGAUCAAUAUCAGGCUGAUUCAAAAACUAUUUAUGAGACAAAGCAUAACGAACUUAUUGGAAAGUAA